Messenger RNA from Epinephelus lanceolatus (giant grouper), 1249 nucleotides. RefSeq names its product arylalkylamine N-acetyltransferase 2 (gene aanat2). NCBI's taxonomy places the organism in Eukaryota, Metazoa, Chordata, Actinopteri, Perciformes, Serranidae. Gene Ontology annotation, cellular component: cytoplasm. The record is from RefSeq and is a predicted model, not a curated record. Gene Ontology annotation, biological process: circadian rhythm; response to light stimulus. Gene Ontology annotation, molecular function: aralkylamine N-acetyltransferase activity.
UUGCUUCAUUUAAGACAUCAGUGUAGAAUUUAUAUUGCAGAAGGCUGCGAGAGAAGAAAACAGAUUGACACAAGAGUCCUGUCUUGUAUUAUUGAGAUACCAUGACACAGCAGAUCAGUGGCUCACCGUUCCUCAAGCCCUUCUUCCUGAAGACGCCCGUCCGAGUGGUCAGCCCGCUGAGACAGAGACGACACACACUACCCGCCAGCGAGUUCAGGAACCUCACGCCACAGGAUGCCAUCAGUGUGUUUGAGAUUGAGAGAGAAGCAUUUGUCUCUGUGUCUGGCGAGUGUCCACUUACCCUGGAUGAAGUGCUUAACUUCCUGGGUCAGUGCCCUGAGCUGUCUCUGGGUUGGUUUGAGGAGGGACAGCUGGUAGCGUUCAUCAUCGGCUCUGGCUGGGACAAGGAGAGGCUUUCGCAGGAGGCAAUGACUCAACAUGUCCCCCACACCCCCACUGUGCACAUCCACGUGCUGUCAGUGCACCGUCACUGUCGCCAGCAAGGCAAGGGCUCCAUCCUCUUGUGGCGCUACUUACAGUAUUUACGCUGUGUGCCGGGCCUCCGCCGAGCUCUGCUGAUUUGCGAGGACUUCCUGGUGCCCUUCUACCUCAAGGCCGGUUUCAAGGAGAAAGGACCAUCAGCCAUCUCCGUAUCCAACAUGCAAUUCCAAGAGAUGGAGUACAUGCUUGCUGGGCAGGCAUAUGCACGGCGGAACAGCGGCUGCUAGUCCAUGAACCCCCCUACCCCACCCUCCUUCCACUUACUCACCUCUAACAUGGACUCAGGGCAGAUAAGAUUAACAAAACACAGCCGGGAGAUGGACAGAUAGAGGCACGGGACCAUGUGUGCACCAGUGAACUGGGUUCAGUAAUGGUUACAAGGUCUUCCUGGACCUCCUGAUGUCUGCACUGCACAGUAUCCCACUAAGCAAGGAGUGAGGUCUUUGUGAGAAGAGACCAAGAGUGGAUCAAUGCAGAGGAGGAACCAGUGGCUUUGCUGACAUCAAAUUAAACUCCCCUGUCACCAUUUGCAUCUUGGCUUUGUUAACUUAAUGUUAUUUCUCCAUUUAUUUGUCACAAAUCAGUGUAUUAAUGUAUUCAAUUCAUUUAAAAAAUCAGCAUUAUAUCUCAAGUUUCUGAUGUAAAUACUGUUCUAUUUUUGUAAACCAUAUAAAUGAAAAGGUGUUAUGAAUUCAUGGUCCUUACUGUAAAGUGAGCUACUUAAAUGCAGCCAUUAAAACGCUUGCAU